UUUUUUUGAGAAGUUUCUUUUUUAGAAUAUUCUACUCUCUUUUUGCGAUUUAGUUUAUUCGCCUGCCAAUUUAAAGGAAUUUUUACCUGUUUUUAUUCCUUCUGUAUAGAUUUUCAAUUUUGGUUUGUCACGUUGUCUUAGAUCGAAAAAUCAAAAUCUGACAUAAACAACAAACAUGGCAAACGCUCCAGAUAUUAACGCCAUUUUGGAUGAUUUUCCGACCGACUUACCUCAAAAUCAUCCUAAUCAUCCACCUCCGGGUUAUGAACAAUCAGCUGGUUACCCCGCUCAACCUCCGCCAGGUUAUCAUGGAGGAGGAUACCCAACUGGUCCCCAACCAGCAGCAGGAUACCCAGGUGGCUACCCAUCCCAACCAGGAGGAUAUACUCCGACUCAGCCAGGUGGUUACCCUCCUCAACCAGGUGGCUACCCCCCUACCCAGCCUGGAGUCUAUCCCCCCUCUCAACCUGGGGGCUAUCCUCCCACCCAUCCGGGUGGCUACCCUCCAACUCAACCGGGAUAUCCUACACAGCCUGGUUAUCCAAGUCAACAACCAGGUGGUUAUCCAGUUCAGCCAGGAAUGCCGGGAUUUUCAGGACCUGGGGGGUUUGACCCAAGGACUGUGACCCCCUUGAAGCCUGUUAAUGAUGAUGGGGGUGAUGGAAUUUUAAUCAGAGGGGAUGAGGAACAGGGCGGCCUGGAUAUGGGGUCUUCUUUUUCCAAUGAAUCUGUUAGGAAGGCAUUUGUGAAAAAGGUGUAUUUGAUCCUGACGUUGCAGCUGUUGGUCACGUUUGGAUUUGUUUUGCUCUGUCUCUACGGUGUGUUUGUGGUGACUUAUUUUACACUGGCUUGUCCGUGCUGUUCAGCUAUCCGCAAAAAGUGGCCCUGGAAUUUUUUGUGUUUGUCCCUUCUGACUCUGGCAAUGUCUUACAUGACGGGAAUGUUAAGCGCGUUCUACUCUAUGAGAGUUGUUCUCAUUGCCCUGGGCAUUGCAGCUGUCGUCUGCUUCGCUAUCUCCAUCUUUGCCAUGCAGACUAAAAUUGAUUUUACAUUGUGUCGCGGUUUCCUGUUUGUAUUCUCGGUCGUAUUCAUGCUCUUUGGUAUCGGUUGCAUCAUUUACUACACCGUCACCAAGCAGCCCAAUGAUAUUCUACAGCUGGUGUACGCUUCAAUUGGAGCCCUGAUGUUUACAUUGUUCUUACUGGUAGACACGCAGAUGAUUAUAGGCGGUGCGCACCGAAAAUACGAAAUAAGCCCUGAGGAAUACAUAUUCGGGGCCCUGCAGCUGUAUCUUGAUAUAGUUCAACUCUUUAUCAUGAUACUUCAAAUUGUUGGAUCGAAAAAGGCGCUGGGUAAUUGAUUGAUCGGGUUAAUUGGUUGGUUAGUUGGUUGGUUGGUUGGUUGGAUGGUUGGAUUGAUUGAUUGAUGAAUGGAAGAGUGAGUGGAUCGGUGGAUGGGUUUGGUUUAAUUAAUGUUCGGCUGGCUGGUUCGUUUUAAGAUUGAUUGAUUGAUUGAUUGAUUGAUUGAUUGAUUGAUUGAUUGAUUGAUUGAUUGAUUGAUUGAUUGGUCCAUUCAUUGUGUUAGUCGAUGUAUAUAACAAUGAUGUAAUGGCAAUUGGUAAUACCGAUGUAUGUAUAUAUUUACAUGUUUAUACGUGCAUAUAUUUGCUUC
Helobdella robusta is the source of this 1671-nucleotide messenger RNA. RefSeq lists its product as hypothetical. The record is from RefSeq and is a predicted model, not a curated record. Gene Ontology annotation, cellular component: membrane; Golgi apparatus; endoplasmic reticulum. NCBI's taxonomy places the organism in Eukaryota, Metazoa, Annelida, Clitellata, Rhynchobdellida, Glossiphoniidae. The transcript has 10 exons. Gene Ontology annotation, biological process: negative regulation of apoptotic signaling pathway. The coding region runs from base 176 to 1360 and encodes 394 amino acids.